AUGCGGCCGCCGGGGAAGGUGGCGGCCGUGACGGCGCCGAGGCUGGAGGGCCGCCAUAAGCCCAUCUACCACGCGCUGAGUGACUGCGGAGAUCAUGUGGUCAUAAUAAAUACAAGACAUAUUGCCUUUUCUGGUAACAAAUGGGAACAGAAAGUGUACUCCUCACAUACUGGAUAUCCUGGUGGUUUCAAACAAGUCACAGCAGCUCAGCUCCAUAUGAAAGAUCCAACUGCUAUUGUUAAACUGACUAUUUACAGAAUGCUUCCAAAAAACCUUCUAAGGCGAACGAUGAUGCAGAGGUUGCACCUGUUCCCAGAUGAUGUUAUCCCAGAAGAUAUCGAGAAAAAUCUUUUGGAAGAGCUUCCUCAACCACGUGCAAUCCCUAAGAGGUUAGAUGAAUAUACGCCAGAAGAAAUUGCUGCCUUUCCAAUGGUUUGGACUCCACCUAAAGAUUUUCGAAGAAAGUAGCAAUAAAAGAAGAA
This is a messenger RNA of Tinamus guttatus (white-throated tinamou), 482 nucleotides long. The record is from RefSeq and is a predicted model, not a curated record. Lineage: Eukaryota; Metazoa; Chordata; Aves; Tinamiformes; Tinamidae.